AUGGAACAAGUUGCCAGAGGAGGUAGUUAAGGUUGAGACUACCCCAUCGUUUUAAAAAUCAGUUAGAUAGGUACAUAAAUACGACAGGUUUGGAGGAAUAUGGACUAAGCGCAGGCAAGUGGGACUAGUGUAGCUGGGACAUUGCUGGUCGGUGUGGGCAAGUUGGGCCGAAGGGCCUGUUUCCAAACUGUAUCACUCUAUGACUCUAGUCUGUAUAAGGUAGUGUCAGUGGGCAGGAAUCGUUGGUCAGUACGGAUUCAGUGGGCCGAAGGGCUUGUUUCUGUGCUGUGCCUUUAAACUAAAUUUAAAAAAUGAUAACCCAUUUAUUGUACCCCAGGUAAACGCACCACAGGCCAACCUACUUGUACUACCCCAGAUAAACCCACUAGAAACAUAGAAAAAACAUAGAAAAAUAGGUGCAGAAGGAGGCCAUUCGACUCUGAGCCAUGGACUACAAGAUAGCUUGCCCACACUCUACCCCAGAUACACCCCUCUGAUUCUGUACCCUAGGUUGACUAAUCUUUGCAUCAGUGUCACCAUGGCUCUGAGCUUUGGGUGUGUGGAGUGAAGGUCUGUCAGCAACGUGGGUCCAUGGAGGGGUCUGUCCAUCUCUUGACCAUAAUCAUUGACCUGAUUCUGUCUGUUUGAUGGGAGCAUUCAAUUUGCUUGUAACGUGUGUGUGGGAAGGAACUGGAGAUGCUGUUUUAAACUGAAGAUAGACACAAGAAGCUAGAGAAACUCAGCGGGUCGGGCGGCGUCUCUGGAGAGAAGGAAUGGGUGACAUCAUCAGACUCCAGAGAUGCUGCCCGACCCACUGAGUUACGGCAGCUUUUUGUGUCCAUCUUGCUUGAGACGGGGUUAGGUUCAAUAUCUGGCUGAUGUGUGUGUUUCCCCUCCAGGUGUGUCCCUCACGUGAAGAAAUGGAUGCUGCUGGUGUUGCUGGCAUUACUGGGUAAGGACCUGCUCCAUUUCUUCAUCGAUCAUUGAUGUCUGCAGGGCAAUAUGAAGAGAAAAUCUGCACAGAGGGUUCGAGCAGUUGAGGCAAAGCAUGAGGAGAAACAGUCAAGUUGAGAGUAAAGGAUUAAAGGUGGAGGGAGGGAUUGGGGUGUGCCCUGGGCUGUAUUUGACAGAACAACGCUGGCCAGUUUAUAGUGUAAACUGAGUAUCCGGAGCCCAAGGUUCUUAUUGGAAUUAGAGAGUGAGGUCCAAGCAGCUGAAUUGAGGUUGUGUUAUAUUGUACAGGCCCAGUGCCUACAAAUGCUCAUCACACGUCAACCCACUCAUUCCUGGGAUCAUUCUCGUAAACCUCCUCUGGACUCUCUCCAACACCAGCAUAUCCUUCAGAUGUGGAGCCCAAAACCGCUCACAAUACUUCAAAUGUGGUCUUAUAAAGCCUCAGCGUUACAUCUCUGUCUUUCCAUUCUAUUAUCAGGGUGCUUGUAUUUGAUAAUCUCGCUGUUCUAACGCGUGCAAAGAUGCUAAUCUCCAGAUUGCUCCCAGUAGCUGGUACAGUGAUUGUAGGUGUGGGAAGGGAGUGUGGGUGAUGAGUAGGGGAGUGAUGGUGUAGGAGGCAGGGCUGUAUAUUACUCGGGCACUGGCACUGGUUCUGAGGGCAGGUGGCACCUCGAGGCUGGGACCAAUCUCCUCGAUGGGUUUGUUAAUGACGUUUGGACGGGUUGAUAUGGUUUGGUAUAGAAGGAAAUUUGAGCCAAGAUUUGGGGGGAAGAUGGGCAGAACAGGGAACGAGAGCUUGAAGUUAGUGAGUGUUUGGGAGGAAGAGGAAAGAAAGGCUGGAAAAUCCAAUGGAGGAGUGUGGCUCCACUUGAAGCAAGGAUUCCAUCGAGGGGAAAAUGUCAAAGGCUAGAGGGCAUAGCUUUCAGGUGAGAGUGGCGACGUUUAAAGGAGAUAUGGCCCCAAAGUUGUUUUUUAAGAGUGGUGGGUGUCUGGAACGUGCUUCCCGGGGUAAUGGUGGAAGCAGAUACGAUAGUUGAUGUUUAAGAAUGUUUUAGAUUUUAGAUAGGCACAUGGAUAUGCAGGGAAUGGUGGGAAAUGGAUCACAUGCAGGUGGAGAGUAGUUUAACUUGGCAUCAUGUUCGACACAGACAUUAGGCCGAAGGUCCUGUUCCUGUGCUGUUCUAUGUUGGAGGAUGACUUGCUUUCACUCUGAUUUUGUUCUGAGCUGCUCAUUAUGGAGAAGGGAGACUGAGGGAUGACAUUACUAGUUAAUGAAACGUUGUAAACUGUGAAAGAGAUGAUAUGUGUAGGAAGGAACUGCAGCUGCUGGUUUAAAUCGAAGAAGGGUCUUGACCCGAAACGUCACCCAUUCCUUCUCUCUAGAGAUGCUGCCUGUCCCGCUGAGCUUAUUUCAGCAUUUGCGACUAUCUUCAGAAGGGAUGAUAUGUUAAAAAGUCGUCAAUGUCGAAUGUAAGAUGAAAAUGGGCAAUUGCUGACUUGUGAGUGCACUGUUGACCCCAAAUAAGGGUGUGAGAGAGAACAAGUUCAUAAGCAAAGUUCCAGCAAGUGUAAAUGUGCAAGGACAAUGUUAUUGGAUUUCAAUUCCCCGGAGGUGAAUCGUGAUUAGUUGUAGCUAUUCAUACGAGGGGGAUAAUAUUGUUACAGUAAACAAAUGUGAAAUAUUGUGUGGGAUGUGCAGAGAAUAAGGGGAGGCAUCAAGGGUCGGUCAUUUUAGUCAAUGGGUAACUCACCAGGCUCGGAUGAAAUGUAUCCCAGGAUGUUGAAGGGAGCCAGGGAAGAAAUUAUAGAUGCUCAGACCGUGAUAUUUUGAAUCUUCCUCACUGCAGGAGUAAUACUGGAGGAUUAGAUUACUAACAUACGGUUGUUUAAAAAGGGAGCAUGGGAGAGCCCAAAUAAUUACAGGCCAAUUUGCUUAACCUGUGGAGGACAAAUUAUUGGAAUAGAUUCUAAAUGGUAUAUAAAAUUAAUUUAGAGGUGAAUGUUUUAUAGAACUGAGAGUAAGCAUGCAGGUACAGCAGGCAGUGAAGAAAGCUAAUGGCAUGUUGGCCUUCAUAACAAGAGGAGUUGGGUAUAGGAGCAAAGAGUUCCUUCUGCAUGGGGCCCUAGUGAGACCACACCUGGAGUAUUGUGUGCAGUUUUGGUCUCCAAAUUUGAGGAAGGACAUUCUUGCUAGUGGAUGCCAAUUCUCUGGAUGCUUUCAAGAGAGUUAGAUAGAGCUCUUAAAGAUAGCGGAGUCAGUGGAUAUGGUGAGAAGGCAGGAACGGGGUACUAAUUGUGGAUGAUCAGCCAUGAUCAUAUUGAAUGGCGGUGCUGGCUCGAAUGGCCUACUCCUGCACCUAUUGUCUAUUGUCUAAAAGUUGAGUUAAGGAGAGGUCGUCAGGAUGGAGUUCUUGCAGGAAGGCUCUGUCUGACUGAUGGUUACAUUGUUUGAGUUGGUGACAAAGAAUUGAUAAGGCCAGCAUGUUUCAUGGAGACUAUGGUUUUCAGUGAGGUUUUUGGUAAGGCCCCAUUUGGCAGGUUGGUUAAAAAGUGAGUGGUCCAUUGGAACCAAAAUUUGAUUUGUGGUAAAAAGCAAAGGUUAAUGUGUGGGAAGGAACUGCAGAUGCUGGUUUACACCGAAGAUAGACACAAAAUGCUGGAGUAACUCAGCGGGUCAGACAGCAACUCUGGAGAAAAGAAAUAGAUGACGUUUUGGGUCGAGACUCUUCUUCAGACUGAGAGUCGGGGGAAAGGGAAAUGAGAGAUAUAGACAGUGAUGUAGAGAGAUGUAGAACAAAUGAAUGAAAGAUAUGCAAAAAAGUAACAAUGAUAAAAGAAACAGGCUGUUGUUAGCUGUUUGUUGGGUGAGAAAGACUACAAACAAUGUGUCAUCAAGUUGACUUUGAAGCUGGUAUAACUUGGGUGGGGGAGGGAUGGAGAGAGAGGGAAUGCAAGGUUUACAUCAACUUGUAGAAAUCAAUAUUCAUACCAUUGGGUUUUAAGCUGCCCAAGCAACAUAUGAGAUGUUGUUUCUCCAAUUUGUGUUUGGCCUCACUCUUAGGACAGAAAGGUUAAGUGUGGGAAUGGGAAGGGGAAUUAAAGUGUUUGGCAACCGGGAGAUCAGGUAGGUCCAGGCAGACUGAGUGCAGUGAGCGGACUGAAGCGACUGCAUACCUUGAAUGUUGCUUGCUUCAGUGCAACCUUUCUGCCUCCGCAGGUGUUGGCCUCUUGAUGGCAUCCAGAGGUAUCUGGUCUCGUCCCGAGAAGCUGGGCGCGCUGGAAAGCACUCAGGCUGGCCUGCAGGUGCGUGUGCAGAGAAUGGAGAAGGAGCUGGAGUUGCUGACCGCUGACUUCCGGGCUUGGCUGGACUGGGGCGGUGGAUCGUCUGAAACCAUACGCCUCCCUCCCCCACUGACACCAGCCCACAUCAUCAAGCUGCUGGGCAAGGUAACCCUUCAGAGACUGGAUGAGCUUCGGAACAUGCUGCCCUUCGAGUCGCUGGAGAGGGUGCAGGCUGACAUCGCCGCCAUCCAGCAGAUGCAUGAGGAGCGGACGGAGCCAGCGCUGCGGGCAGUUGGUUGCAAUACCAAGAUGUUGUUGCAGAAGGUGAAGGAAAUGGAAUCUGCUGUGGAAAGGUUGACGGAUGAACAGAAGCAGCUACUGACUGCACUGGCGCUGCUGGAGGAGCAGCUCGGCCAAACACGGCUGGAGCUGCAGGCUGCACGUGCGGUAAACAAGGACAUGGACUCCAGCAUGCGAGCAAUGGAAAGCAGUGUGAAAAGUAUAACUGAUAAGGAGAAGGCAUUGCUCCCACUUGUCAACAAGCUGCUGUUUGGUUCCUCACAAGACAGCACCAGGGAACCUCUGACAGCACAGCUGGUGCAUCAGCAGGAACUUGAGGCCCUCCUUGCUGGCUUGGAGAAGAAGAUCCGAUCAGAUGAUUCACUAUAUCCUGGUCUGGCAAUGAAGGCACACUCGGCAACUGUCAGAGUAGGGAUUAUUAAGGAAGUGGAAAGCAUUGUGGAGCAAGCCCUGAAACUGUACAGCGCUGACAGGGUUGGAUUGGUGGAUUAUGCACUGGAAUCUGCUGGUGGCACUGUGAUCCACACGCGCUGCACAGAGACGUUAGAGACCAAGACUAUUCAUAGUCUCUUUGGCAUUCCACUGUGGUAUCAAUCUCACUCACCCAGAGCUGUCAUUCAGCCGGAGGUUCAUCCUGGGAACUGUUGGCCAUUUAAAGGCUCCCAAGGCUUUGUUGUCAUCGAGCUUGCUGUCUGGAUCAGGCCUACAGCCUUUACCUUGGAGCACAUUCCAAAAUCCAUUUCUCCGCAUGGAUCAAUUAGAAGUGCCCCUCAAGACUUCUCUGUUUAUGGCUUGGAUGAUGAAAAUCAAGCCGAAGGGGUCCUGUUGGGACAGUAUACGUAUAAUGAGGAAGGGGAUUCAAUCCAGACGUUUGAGGUGCAGGUAUGGAAUGCAGAAGGGAUCAUUGAUUCUUUGCUGGAACAAUCCUAUAACCUUGGCCUUUUCCUGCAACCUUUUAUUUUCCUUUGCCUCAAAUAUCUAUCUAUCUUUUACAAAAAUAGGCUUUGCGAUGUAGUAACUGUUAAGCAAAAUCUGGCAUGUGCCAAUAUUUGACAGUUAGCUCACUGGUGUUUGAACUGUGAUUCUGCGUUUUGGUGCUGACUUCACCCAUGUUUGAGUUUAGCUUAAAGAUUCAGUGCUGAAACAGGGCCUUAGUCCGCACCGACCAGCGAUCCCCACACACUAACAGUAUCAAUAGACAAUUGGUGCAGAAGUAGGCAAUUCGGCCCUUCAAGCCAGCACCGCCAUUCAAUGUGAUCAUGGCUUAUCAUCCACAAUCAGUACCCCGUUCCUGCCUUCUCCCCAUAUCGCCUGAUUCCACUAUCUUCAAGAGCCCUAUCUAGCUCUCUCUUGAAAGUUUCCAGAGAACCCUCCUCUGAGGUAGAGAAUUCCACAGAUUCACAAGACACACACGAGGGACAAUUUACUUCUUUACCAAGCCGAUUAACCUACAUUAUUUAUACCUUUAAUCAACUCACCUGGAUUAGAAAAACGGCAGAAAUCAGUGCUGUAACGGACAUGCUGCUCGUGCACUUGCUUUACACCGAAUAUGAACACAAAAUGCAGGAGUAACUCAGUGGGUCAGGCAGCAUCUUUGGAGAGAAGGAAUGGGCGGCGUUUCAGGUCCAGACCCUUCUUCAGACUCGUAUUAUCGCAAAUAUCAUAUUGACUGGAACAAAUGACGUUAAAAAUACGAAAUUGCAAAUCUGCAGGUGAUGGAGGCCUGAAACACAAUGCUAGAAAUAACUGUGUCAGGCAGCAGGUGUGCAGAGAUACUUUUUUAAAUUAACCAUUCAUGCAAUCUGGUCAAGGAUAAACAUAUUUUCAGAUGCAGAGAUAGGGAAACCGAGGCGAGCUGGAUCAGUGGCUGAUCUACUUGAAGCAUCUACAAGUUUCAAACUUGCUGAACCAAUCCAGAUUACGGAUUGUAGAAUCAAGAACCAAGCAGAUGCUGGUUUACCAAGGAAAGACGCAAAAUGUUGGAGUAACUAAGCAGGACAGGCAGGUCCAGGAAUGCUGCCUGACCCACUGAGUUACUCCAGCCAUUUAUCUUUUCACAGUAGAAGUUUAUUUUUCAUGGCCACUUUAUUCACAAUUUGUCAGUUGCCACAAAGCAAGCCUGUGUAAAUAAGCAUGUUCUCUCCCCAUCCACGAUGCUACAUGGAGUAAAGCUGUUGCUCCCAGUAUUUCCUGCUGUAAUUUGAGAUCCAUGUUCUUCUUAUACCUCUGUAAAACAUCUACCAAAAUGCUUGUUAUCAAUGCUGUAUGUAAUUGAAUAGACUGUCCUGAAAUCCAUGAUCAGCAGGAUGUUGUAAGUCUAAUUUUGUAGCUAAUCCAUCUUCUCUCCUGCCUGCAGUACUUUCAUACUGAAGCACAGGUUCCCUGAUCUGUCGUCAUGUUUUU
This is a messenger RNA of Leucoraja erinaceus (little skate), 6939 nucleotides long. RefSeq names its product SUN domain-containing protein 2-like. Gene Ontology annotation, biological process: nuclear envelope organization. Gene Ontology annotation, cellular component: meiotic nuclear membrane microtubule tethering complex; nuclear envelope. Lineage: Eukaryota; Metazoa; Chordata; Chondrichthyes; Rajiformes; Rajidae. Gene Ontology annotation, molecular function: protein-membrane adaptor activity. The transcript has 10 exons. Bases 4186 to 5589 code for a protein of 467 amino acids. The record is from RefSeq and is a predicted model, not a curated record.